Messenger RNA from Glycine soja, 549 nucleotides. Its product is annotated as floral homeotic protein DEFICIENS-like. The coding region runs from base 169 to 435 and encodes 88 amino acids. The record is from RefSeq and is a predicted model, not a curated record. The transcript is spliced from 8 exons. Lineage: Eukaryota; Viridiplantae; Streptophyta; Magnoliopsida; Fabales; Fabaceae. Gene Ontology annotation, cellular component: nucleus. Gene Ontology annotation, molecular function: DNA-binding transcription factor activity. Gene Ontology annotation, biological process: regulation of DNA-templated transcription.
CUCGGUUAUGUUGAUUGACUGAACUACAUUAAUUAAUUUAUUUGAUUAUUACUUUCAAAUUGAGGCGUUUCGUGGACAAGCUCUUACCUUCGCGGGAGAUGUUUAAGAUGGGGCCAAUGUGGAAUCUAUGAUUAGAACUGCAGUUGAUGCUUGGGGAACUGUUGAUGUAUGGUAAAUAAUGCAGCAGCAAAGAUUAUGACGAUGAAAAAGAGGGUGUUCACCAUUGAUGGAGAAAAUUUGAAGAAACUGAAAGAGGUGAAUAGGAAUCUUCGUAAGGAGAUUAGGUAUACAGAUCUUUCUUCACUUCGAUCGAUCUCCUUGAGAAUGGGAGAUUGUAUGAACGAUCUAGGCAUAGAAGAUCUCAAGCUCCUUGAGGAAGAAAUGGACAAGGCUGCCAAGGUUGUUCGUGAGUGUAAGGGAUAUCAAGUGUGCUAAUAUACUGGUUGAUGUAAGUGGGCAAGUCAAGCUUGCAGAUUUUGGGUUGGCAAAGGCAACGAAAUUUAAUGAUGUUAAAUCAAGCAAAGGCUCUCCAUACUGGAUGGCCCUUGA